GCAGCAAUGGCUACCCUGAAGCUUUUCUUUUCAUUUCUCAUGGUUACAGUUCAUUUGAUUUCAUCCAUGGCGGCCAAUAGGCAUAUGCUUAUGGGUAAUCAAAUGAUUGACCCAAACUGGUAUGAUGCCCAUGCAACAUUUUAUGGUGAUAUGACUGGUGGUGACACCAUGCAGGGAGCUUGCGGAUAUGGUGAUCUAUUCAAGCAAGGGUACGGACUCCAGACGACAGCACUAAGCACAGCAUUGUUCAACAAUGGUCUCACCUGCGGGGCUUGUUUCGAGAUCAAGUGUUUCAAUGACCCUCAAUGGUGUUAUCCGAAAGCCGGCUCUGUCAUAGUGACCGCAACCAACUUUUGUCCUCCCAAUUACUCGAAACCGGAGGGGAACUGGUGCAAUCCACCAUUAAAACACUUUGAUCUAUCAAAGCUGAUGUUCACUAAGCUAGCGUAUUACAAAGCCGGGAUCAUCCCGGUCAAGUACCGUCGUGUCUUGUGCUACAAGAAAGGUGGGGUUCAGUUCCAGAUUAAGGGAAACCCUUACUGGACAUUGGUGUUGUUGUACAACGUUGGAGGAGCUGGUGAUAUUAAGGAUGUUAAAAUCAAAGGGUCGAGUACCGGGUCGUGGUUGCAGAUGAGCCGCAAUUGGGGUGUGAAUUGGCAGACGGGAGCGAAGUUAGUGGGGCAAAGCUUAUCGUUUCAGGUGACGACUAGUGACGGUAAAAUGAUCCAGUUCGAUACCGUUGUGCCAGCUAAUUGGCAGUUUAAUCAAGUAUUUGAUGGGAAAAAGAACUUCUAGGACAAUCUCUCUCUUUUUUUUUUCUUUUUUUUUUUGGUUUUUAAGGUGGUUUACAGUUUAGGGUUUUGAUUAGUGCAUGCCCUUAGGAGUGCAUGUUUGUUUUAUAUAAAACAAGAAAUUUAAUAAACAU
This is a messenger RNA of Gossypium raimondii (Peruvian cotton), 925 nucleotides long. Its product is annotated as expansin-A23. Gene Ontology annotation, cellular component: extracellular region. Gene Ontology annotation, biological process: plant-type cell wall organization. The transcript is spliced from 2 exons. The coding region runs from base 7 to 795 and encodes 262 amino acids. The record is from RefSeq and is a predicted model, not a curated record. NCBI's taxonomy places the organism in Eukaryota, Viridiplantae, Streptophyta, Magnoliopsida, Malvales, Malvaceae.